ACAGAACCCACACACACUGUAUCAACAGCUCACUGACUGAACAGUAAGCAUCCACACAGCAGUCAUGAAGGUCCUUGUGGUGCUCGCCCUCGCCGUUUUCACUGCAGGUUGCAAUGCCAACAUCGUGUGGCAAAACCAGACAGACCGCCAAGUCAACAUGGUGAAAGAUGCUUUCUGGGACUACGUCGCCAAGGCAACCUCUACAGCCGAGGACUCCCUGAAGCAGAUCAGACAGUCCGGGCUGGGAAAGGAAGUGAACACCCUCAUCUCCGAUAGCACUGACGCCGUCAACAAGCUCACCGACGCUAUCAGGAUUCAGGUGGCUCCUCUCACCCAAGACCUCAUGUCUAAGUUUACCCAGGAGGCCGAGCAGCUGAAGACUCGUCUGGAGAAGGACCUCACUGCCUUGGGAACCAGCCUGAAGCCCUACGCUGAGGAGCUGGUGGCUGACCUCCAGAGGCAGGUGGAUGAGCUGAAGAGGGACGCUGCCCCCUACGCCGAGACCAUGGACCCCGAGGCCCUGAAGGCCGUCCUGCUGCAGAAGAGCCAGGAGCUGAAGGUGCAGAUGGAUAAGAGCAUGAGCGAGCUGCAGGUCCAGAUGGUCCCCUACACCGAGGAGAUUAAGGAGAAGAUGGAGCAGAGCCUGGAGGAGUUUCAGAAGAGCAUGGUCCCCCUGACCCAGAGCUUCGAGACCCAACUGACCCAGAAAACCCAGGAGAUCCAGCAGAACCUGGCUCAAAGAGGAGAGGAGCUGAGGACCAAGCUGGAGGCUGACACCGAGAACCUGAAGAGGCAGCUGACUGCUCUCUGGGAGUCCUUCACUAAAAUGACCCAGUAAACGGAUUUAAAUCCUAACUGAGUCUAUGGGAUGGAUAAAAAAGUGCAAUACCUCAUUUUCUAUGUUUUUAUGUGACUGAAAGAUGCUCUGAAAGGAAUUUUGUCAAUAUUUCCUCUAUUGGAUUUCUGUUUACUAUAUUCAUCUGUGAAACAACAAUAAAUAGGA
Molecule: messenger RNA, 1003 nt
Organism: Anoplopoma fimbria (sablefish)
Lineage: Eukaryota; Metazoa; Chordata; Actinopteri; Perciformes; Anoplopomatidae
Product: apolipoprotein A-IV-like
Exons: 4
Coding region: 65-838 (257 amino acids)
Biological process (GO): reverse cholesterol transport; lipoprotein metabolic process; phospholipid efflux
Cellular component (GO): high-density lipoprotein particle; blood microparticle; extracellular region
Molecular function (GO): phosphatidylcholine-sterol O-acyltransferase activator activity; cholesterol binding; phospholipid binding
Source: RefSeq, a predicted model, not a curated record